AUGUCCCCCCUCCUGAUUCGCCCAGGCUCUUUUCCGGAAACGGACAGACUACCCUCCCCACUGCUGCCCCCUGCCUUGACUGGCGAAGCUGCGGGAACAGAGAGAGAGCUCGGGCGAGAGAAUGACUUUGGUUCGCCGACUGAAAAGCUUCUACCAGCACUGCUGCCACCGCAGCUGAUACCGCUUGAGGGACUUAGGUAUGAGGUGGCCGUGAAGGAGAAGGAAGGGGAUGUGGAAGGGGAGCGUAUGGAGGAGGAUGGGGAGCAGCAGGAGGAGGGUGGGGGAAAGGGAACAAAGGAAGCGUUAAGGGGGAAAGGAGAGGAGGGGAUGGAGUGGGAGGGAAGAGCAGGAGGGGAGGUGGGGAUGUUUGCUGGUGGAUUGAGGAGCAAUGCAGGAAUACGAGCGGUGGUAGAGGCAGCGGCAAGGGGUAGGGCAGCUGCAGCAGCAGGAUCAAGAGAAGGAGGAGGAGUAACGGGCGUAGGGUGUGACAGUAUGGAGUGUGGCUCUGGCUUUGAAGUCCGCUGGCAGCAGCUGCUAUCCCUGCGAGAGAGAGCGGUGCUGUGCGGUGACUGUGACUGUAGCGAGGGUGCUGUUUGUGGAUGGGGGGGAAGCAAUGAUGGAGGAAGGGAGGAGGGAGGAGGAAAGUGGGGAGGAGCGAAGGUAGGGGGAGGAGGGGAGGAGGGAGAAGGAUGGGAAGGACGGAAAGGAGGGACGGGAGUGCUUGGGAGGGACGCUGCUUGCAGCCUGACUAAGGAGCGCCCCCAGCUGUUGCCAACCCUUUGCCUCUCUCCUCCAGAAAAUCAAAUCUCCACUCCUCUCUCCGCUCCAGCUACUCCUUUGUUGCUGUCUAAGUCAUCUAAAAACCCAAUCUUCCUCUCACUCCCAACCCAACUCAACCCCUUCCAACAGUUGCUUCAUGCUCUUCAUGUCUACACCGCAUCUCUCUCCUCCCUCCGAUCCCGCCUCGCCUCUGCUGCAAGCACUGACACGGCCAAUUUCUACUCCUCUCUGCCGCUGGCAAUCGUGAGCGGGAGCUUUCAUGAAGCGGCUAUGGCUAUCGAGCAGCAUAUGGUCUCGAAUUGGUUUAUAAAUGCACGUGUGAGGAUCUGGAAGCCAAUGGUGGAGGAAAUGUGUGGCACAUUCAACAAUGCACCAGAUGCGGAGGUGUGCACGGAUCAAGAUAGUUUUCGCGUUUCAAUCGCUAUCACCAUGCCGAACCGUGGCCCUGGUGCGUUCUCACAAGACUGGGAUCCAGUCGUCAUCCACAAACGACCACAGAAAGCUGCAGACACCAAGGAUCCGAAACUUGUGAACGCGGCGAGGCGGCAAGGAGCGGCUAUAGAGUCUGUUAAGAAGUACGAUGCAGGAACGAACAAGUCUGGUGCGUCGAAUCCUGCGAUGCACUCCCGGAAGCUGGCGGAGGAGACGGACGUGUUGGCGCACGAGAAGGUCUCGGCAGACGUAAAGACGGCGAUUCAAAAGGCCAGGCUGGACGCUAAGCUCACGCAAGCACAGCUGGCGCAGAAGAUUAACGAGAAACCUCAAGUUGUUCAAGAGUACGAGUCCGGGAAGGCCAUACCUAACCCACAGAUUUUGGGGAAGAUGGAAAGAGUUUUGGGGGUGAAGCUCCGGGGAAAGCUCAAGUAA
Closterium sp. Yama58-4 is the source of this 1647-nucleotide messenger RNA. The record is from the annotation of a GenBank genome assembly. NCBI's taxonomy places the organism in Eukaryota, Viridiplantae, Streptophyta, Zygnematophyceae, Desmidiales, Closteriaceae.